Heterobasidion irregulare TC 32-1 is the source of this 2028-nucleotide messenger RNA. RefSeq lists its product as uncharacterized. Lineage: Eukaryota; Fungi; Basidiomycota; Agaricomycetes; Russulales; Bondarzewiaceae. The record is from RefSeq and is a predicted model, not a curated record. Gene Ontology annotation, cellular component: endosome. Gene Ontology annotation, molecular function: phosphatidylinositol-3-phosphate binding; protein binding. Bases 1 to 2028 code for a protein of 675 amino acids. The transcript is spliced from 12 exons. Gene Ontology annotation, biological process: protein targeting to vacuole; retrograde transport, endosome to Golgi.
AUGUUCAACGCACCCAGGCCGACGCAAGCUUAUGGCGUGUCUUCAUCAACCAACUUCGGUGGCAGCUUCGUAGACGAGAACCCCCUUGCAGUCUCAGUGUACGACGGACUCGACCCUUGGAGUGCUGCACCCAGUCCGUCGCCGCCUGCAGUGACAUCGAUCUUUACAUCUGCCAUCGUCUUGUGUGUAGCAGACGCCACUGUGCCCUCGAUAUACCAUCAGUCGUUCAGCAUCGUCGACCCUACCAAUUCUGGCGAGACAUCUGUGAACUCUCUGUCACGCGUGUUAGGGACAUCAGGGCUUCCAGCAGGGAUUAUUGACAAGAUUGUCAACCUCGUCAGCACACGACCCCGUGUCUCUAAACUCGAAUUUUUCGUCGCUCUAGCGUUGGUUGCACUAGCACAAUCUGGCAAAGAUGUCAGCGUCGAACAAGUUGCUGCACUGGCCCAGCAGAAUGAUCUCCCUGAGCCAAGUCUCGACCUCUCUGCCUUGACUGCAGCCCCUUCAGCUUUCGUAUAUAACAAAUCAAACAUCGAUGUCACUGCUCGAGCCCCUGCUCCUGCGUACUCCUCGGAUGACCCUUGGAAUUCGCGGUUUGCGCCUAGCGGGACCGGGGCGAUAGACGCGGCUCAGGGGAGUGUGGCGAACGGCAUGCCAUCCAGCGUAUCGGGGACAGGGAUGCCCAAAGACUGGUGGAGGAAGCAGGAAAAUGUCACGGUCAAAUUCCUGGGUCAGCAGGGCUUCAUCCUCAAUCGAUAUAUUGUAUAUGAGGUUCUCACAGAUCGUGGUCCGCCGGUAUCUCGCAGAUACUCAGAAUUCACCGUCUUGUGGGAUUGCCUCAUACACCGCUAUCCCUUCCGUUUGAUACCCCAACUGCCUCCCAAACGAAUUGGUCCGGAUGAGAACUUCUUGGAACAGCGAAGAAAAGGACUUCAAAGAUUCCUUACCUUUGUAAUCAACCACCCCGUGAUCAAAGACGAUGGGCUACUUGCGGUCUUUCUCGCCGAACCGUCUUUCGAACAAUGGCGCAAAUAUUCCUCCAUUUCAUUAGAGGAAGAGUCUACGAGCAAACGUGUCGAUCGUGUCGAGGAGAUGUCCAUUCCCAGCGAUCUGGAAGAUAAGCUUGGCAACGUGCGGGGCAAGAUAAGCCCUUUGAUCGAAGCAUGGCAGAAGAUAGGGAUUCUUGUAGAACGUAUCAUCAGGAAGCGCGAGGCAGAAGCGGUACGAACUCCUCCAGCCCUCCGGCGCACAUAUCUACCGACUCACUUCGCGUUCCCCCUCUUCUCCUCUCCUUUCCUCGAUUCCACCGAUUCCCGUGACCCCUCUUUAUCUGCUGUUUCACUUACAUCUGGCGGCUCAAUAUUUGCUACUUUUCCCUCUGGUGUUGGCGCCGGGGGUGCACCUUCCGCGGGUCCUGCCUCUGGGAUGCAGGCUGACUUGUCACGAUUAACAAAUACUCUGAAAGCUUUAGUCGAAGUAAAUGGGCAGUGUUGGAGAGGAGAAGAUUGUGAGCUUUCAGAGGGUGUCAAGCAAGGGGUCAGGAAGAUAUCAGAACACACGCAGCGACAGGCAGAUAUUUUAGAACAGCGGACACAACGGCUCUUGUACACGACUUUGGAAGGCCUCAAAAGUCAACGAGACCUGUACAUUGGCAUGCGCGACCUCUUCAUUCGACAUGACCGACUAUCGGUAGACCAGGUCGAGCGGCUGAAGAAGCGGGUAGAGAAAACAUCUUUGAAGCUCGAAGGCGUCCAUGCGGUUAAGAAAGAAGGCUGGCAAGAUGAGGCAGAUAAACUGGCUGGGAUUGUCGAGAAGGACAAGGCGACUAUCGCUGCACAGCUGAAUAGACGGAUGUUCAUCCGUGCCUGUAUGUGGCACGAGCUCCGUGUCGUGCUGCACAACCGCGAGAACACGCUGCUGACUCAUCUAGUCCAGACGUUCGCGGGCGAAGAGCAGGAAUACGCGGAAGGCGUCGCAGCCGACUGGGCGUCCCUCGUUGAAGCAGUCGAAAGUAUGCCGUUGGAAUGA